Molecule: messenger RNA, 578 nt
Organism: Rubroshorea leprosula
Lineage: Eukaryota; Viridiplantae; Streptophyta; Magnoliopsida; Malvales; Dipterocarpaceae
Source: the annotation of a GenBank genome assembly
UAUCGAACAUUUAAAUACCCAAAUACCUUACUUGAGAACCUCCCACUAUGUAUCUGUAAACAUCUUUCAAGAGGAAAGGAAAAUUUCCCUUUCUCUUCUUAGAAAUAAAACCAUGUUUUAGAAUAAUUCCUAUGUUUCUAUCUUUCUUGAUUUCCAUCAUAAAAACAAUGAGAAGAAUCCUUGAAGAAACUUAGGCAGCAACAAGCUCACUUGUCCUAUCCAAAUACUUAUGAUAGCCAGAGCCAAAGUGAGUCAUUGAGGGUUGGACGAAGGAAGCAUCAACUUGACCAAAGAUUAGACUAAAAGAUUUUGAGAAAAUCUGUUCGGCAUACUACUGUUCGGAGUAAGAUUUGGAGCUAUUUUAGGCAUGUUUCAGCCUUCUUUAGCUACUGCAAAAAUUCUUGUCACAUGCCUCUAUUUUCCCUCACAAUUUGGUUCUUGGGCUUUGGCGUCCUUAACUACUACACUUGCUUGCUUAGACCUGAGGUACCACCCAGAAAUGGAACAACAAGAGACAAGGGGAGAGUUGUAACUAAAUAGUUACUUUGUUUUUAGUUUAAUAAUUAAGUUUGAGAUUA